Messenger RNA from Sceloporus undulatus (fence lizard), 4381 nucleotides. It is a transcript of the gene MIS18BP1, whose product is annotated as MIS18 binding protein 1. Lineage: Eukaryota; Metazoa; Chordata; Lepidosauria; Squamata; Phrynosomatidae. The record is from RefSeq and is a predicted model, not a curated record. The coding region runs from base 410 to 4009 and encodes 1199 amino acids. The transcript has 18 exons.
UCUCCAAAAUGGCCGGCAGGGUUACUUCCGGCGGCGAGGACGACGCGGUGACGCCACUUCCGCCCUUCAUCCAAUCAGAGGCGGCGCGCGGGGAAUUCGAACGCGGUGGCCGUUGAAGGGGAAACGGCGGCGGAGAGACAGAGGCGAAGAAGAAAAGUCUGUGAUCGGGAGCCCCAUCGGUAGAGGAACGGCUACUGAGUUUAGCAGACAUGAGUGAACGACAAAUCAACAGCGAGAGACAAGAAUAAGGACAUGAACAACAUUGAUAAAGACACAAUUCAAAGAGUCAAGUUGAAGGAAUUUGCUGUUGAAGGAAAAAGAAAGAGUAAUGGUUUGCCAGGGUGCUUGCAGCCUCAUUCCAAGUUGAUGGGAUUUCGAUGCACGCCUUCCCUUCUGGUAGAAGAGGAGAAUGUCCUGGAAGGCCAUUCCCCUCAGCCUCAUCCCUGGAGGCACGCCUCUAAAAGACCUGGUGAAAUAUCAGGUGGAUGGGACUUGUGGUUCAUCUGCUAAACAAACUAUUUUUCCUGCAGUGGUUCUUGACCAUAAAAAUGUUUGCUUGGAAAAAGAGAUUAAAAAGGGAAACAUCUUCCAGUCCACUUUAAUAGCUGGUGGCUCUUGUGAUAAAGAAUUCAUUGACCUCAGUGAGAUAAAGCCAGUUGCUGAAGGAUCGGCACCACCUUUGUCUUGUGUGAACCAGGAGGCUGUGCCACUGAGGCAGAAUAGCUUUCUCAAACGCAAGGCUGGCGAGCAGAUGCCUUUUGAGUCUCCGGCAAAAAUCUUUUUAAGAAUGAAGGCCAGGACAGCCCUUAAGGCUCAAGAAAGGAAGUUACUGGACACAAACAGCACUGCAGAUUACAUCCUCACCCCUGAGAGAUGUUCCGACCGUUUGGGAAGACAAGGCAAGAUCCCAAAAGCUGAAGAUGACAAACCAAAGGAAGACUUGGCUGAGAAGCCUCUUGGAGAGCCCCAAGUGGGAAAAGUGUCCAGUAUUGGAGUGAACAGAAAUACAUGUGGUCCAGUUGCAGGUUCUCAGGCUUUCAAAUCUCCUCACAGGUUCUUCUCACGCGUAAAGCAGAAGUUGCGGCAGAAACUGGUGCAAAGAGUAGAUGCUCCAGUUUGCCAAACCAAGCAGAAUGACCCUCCUUCAGCAGCACUGAAGCCACCUUCAGUCACAUCCAAUUUAGCCCCGCAGUUAAAUGAUCUGAAUGGAGAGUGUAUAAAUGCUCCUGUCUCUCAGGAUGAUACAUUUAUCGUGGAACCAGUUGAUCCAGGAUGUGAGACUUUCAAUCUGACAGUUGAUGUUAUGGACAUGAGCUGUGGUCCUAUUAAGCCUGCGCAACCCUUAGAAGAAGUGGCACCUAGAAGGCUAUCCCAAGAAAGAAGAGCAGCGCACCUAUCCAGUGAGAAAUUUGGCCCUGGAGGACAACCAGUGUUGGGACUGGGGUCUCAGAUGCCUUCACAGCACUUGUGCGAUAUUAUUUUUGGUACGCCAAAAGUCCACAUACCAAGGAAACAAAAAACAGGCGGGACUGCUUGCAAGCCCCCUAUGGCUACUCCUUAUGCUGACAAAGCCAGUGAUGGCAACAAAGUGGAACAGCAGAGGAUCCAUAUCAGUGAAUGGAGAAUCAAGGUGAUCAACAACAAUACAGCUGUUUGCCUGGAAGGGAAAAGGAGAGAUAUGAAUGAUAUUUAUUGGCACAGCAAUGCGAUUGUGGAAAGAAUUGCACACAAACAAGUUAAAACUUUAUCUGGAAAUAUCUAUGUCUUAGAAGGGCGUGUAGAUGCAAGCAUCAUGAAGAAGGAAGGAAUGCCAUCUACAUUCAUCAAGAGGUUUGACUCUGGGAUUCCAAGAAACUGGAAAAUGCUUGUUGAUGAUCUGCUUCGCAGUUUGAGGAGGAAAGAUCGGAGAAGUGAGGAUGACAGUGAAGGAGAAGAUCCUGUGGAAAUGGAGAGAUUGGAAGAACUGGGAGUUCUGCCCAAAGAUGUCAAGAAAAAGGCGAAAGCGAAAGAUGUCACUUAUGAUGUAAUAGACCUGCAGAGUAAUAAAAAACUCGGUGCACAGCAAAAACUGUCCUGUUUCCAGAAUGAUCCGAAUGUGAGUUUCACCCGCAGCGGCCGGUGUGUUAAGCCACCCAUGCAGUACUGGUGCGGAGAACGAAUUCUUGUUGAUCAAGAGUUUAAUGUUACAGUGACCAAAGGGGGCACCAAUUACUUGGCACCUGUAAGAUUUAUUUUUCCAUCUUUCUGUUUGUUCAGCAUUGUCCUGGAAUGGGUGGAACUGGCAGAAGUUUUCAACAAGUUCCUAGAGGCACUUUUGAGCGUGAGCAGUGCACGGCCGCAGGCCAAGAACAGAUUCCGGUCCCCAAAGGAAAAUGGAGUGGGUAACCUGGAGGCAAACAAAGAAGUACCUCCCAGCCAAGCUAAAGAAAGAACUGUCAGAAGAGCUGAGAGGGUCACCAGAGAACCUGAGAAUGGAUAUCAACAAAAUUUGCAACAGUUUGUUUCUGACUCUGAAGAAAGUGACCCUGAACUGGUUAUUAAUGAGAUCUGCAAAAGACAAGCUAUAGUUACACUGACACCCCUGAACCACAAGCAUUUGCAUGAAAAGAACUUUAAAUGCAGCAACCAGCCAGGACAGAAGCAAAACUUGCCACAGCAGGACAGAGAAACGAAUGGGUGCAGAACAAGCUAUAUGGAGGGCAAGGCAGCUGCCUCCAAGGACCCAAAACAAGUGCGCCCUCAGCAGCCAACGGAGGUGAGCAUUCCUGGCACAAGUGAUGAUGAUGAUGAUGAUGAUAUCCUAUGCAUUAAGAGGAAGAUCCAGCCCCCUUUCAGAAGAGGGGCUUUGAGGAGGGAGCAAAGGGACGCGAGGAAAAAGCCCUUGCAAGUAGUCAAAGCAACGGUGAAUUCUGAAACCCCGUCUUCUCAGAGCAAAACGAUGGUGGUUGCUCACCUUGGCCAGGAUGGCAGGUCAGAGACGCUACCUGGAGAGAACUCCUCUCCUGAUUUGGCUGGAGGCCCUGCUGGGCAUCAGGAGAGGAACAGGCAGGGGUCACACAAGGGGAUCGCACAGGCCACAGCGGGUGUCCUGGAGACAGAGUCAGAAAGUGAAGCCAACAUUGGGGAGCGCCUGCCGAAAAAAGGAAGGAAGGAAGUGGCAGCGGCAAAAGCCAAUGGCCAGGCUGCCAGCCGGACAGAAUCUGCGAGUGGGGCUGGCAGGGCGCCUGGCAAACGGCAAUGGUGGGCCAUCGGGGAUUCCCUCACAGAUGUGAAUGAGGAUUGGAGUGACAAGGAAGUGGAAAAACUGCACAGAGCAAUGGCUUCCUUUCCUAAACACAAGAACGGCUUCUGGCUGGACGUAGCCAUGAGGGUGGGAUCGAGAACCACCGAAGAAUGCCAGCAGAGGUACUUGGCAGAGCAGGAAAGCCGAGCGCGGGCCCCAAAGCGGACCUCUAGGCCUGGAAAAAAGGAAGCAAGAGAGGAGGGGGCCAAGCAGCCUGUGACCGUUGCUGCCAAGGUGGGGACGCUGAAACGGAAGCAGCAGAUGCGGAAUUUUCUCGAGCAGAUGCCCAGGGACAACCACGACGACAUCUUCACCGCAACUCCCUUUCAGAAUAGGAACACAAAAUUGCCACAGUUCCGCACCGUCCCAGAGGAGGAUGUUUUCCAGCUCAAGGAGAGCAACCCCAUCACGCCCUCCUCGGCCAUCUUUCCUUUGCAGAAGACCCCUCAGUGUGAACACGUCACCCCCUGCAUGCUGGAAUCCCUGGACAGGAAAGACUGUGAAAAGCAUGUUUUCCACCUGCAAAAGAACAUCAAAGGCAAGGAACGCACUUGGCAGAACGUGAAGAAGAAAUCGGCUGGGACCAUCUUCACGACUCCCACCUCCCGAAGAGUGAACGUCUUUACCUUUGAAGGUGACUUGGCUUCGGUGGGAAUGGAGCAGCUCUUCCAGGCAGAUCAAGAAAUGGAGUCUUGCAAUGAGGACGAUUCCUAUUUUUCUACUUAGUUGGCUGCUUGCCUGCAAUGGAUUCAUCCUAAUUCCUGAAGGCCUUCACAGUUCACAGGCCACCUUCUUGGUACAGAGCGAUACUUUAGGCUUCUUUUGGAGGAUUUUGAAGAAAAGGCUUUGACGUCUCAGUUCCAUUUUUCCUGAAUGGUGUUCAAAAUAAGAGGACCUCUGUUUCGCAUUGCUCCAGGUUGAUCUGUCUGCUUGAAGGGGGCCUUAACUGUUGGGGGCUAUUUUUUAAAGAAGCAAAAUAACCUUUUUUUAAGCUACUGCACAGUAAACCACCAUGUGCAGUAUUUAUAACUGCAAAGGAUCUUUAAAUUUACUGCCUACAGAACAGGGACUAUGAAUUUUUGUAUUAAAUUUCCUUUC